Molecule: messenger RNA, 4462 nt
Organism: Bicyclus anynana (squinting bush brown)
Lineage: Eukaryota; Metazoa; Arthropoda; Insecta; Lepidoptera; Nymphalidae
Gene: Cyca
Product: cyclin-A2
Exons: 8
Coding region: 264-1760 (498 amino acids)
Biological process (GO): mitotic cell cycle phase transition; regulation of cyclin-dependent protein serine/threonine kinase activity
Cellular component (GO): nucleus; cyclin A2-CDK2 complex; cytoplasm
Molecular function (GO): cyclin-dependent protein serine/threonine kinase regulator activity
Source: RefSeq, a predicted model, not a curated record
GCUGAAAAUGCCAAAAAAUGAAAAAAAUGCCAAAAUGUCUGUUGUCCGUUGAGGUUGCAUUGCAAUUUGUGUAGUUUUCGAGGGUGAAUUUAAUUUAAAACUAAAUGUUUCUUAAACUACACACAAUUUUGAACUAAAUUCAUUCAUUCCUCGUGUUAAAUUGCAACCAUAUUCUCGUUCUGUUCAGUUUGAGGCGUUCUCUGCAUUUUCGCCCGCAUAGUUAAUAAAGUUUUGUUUGUACGAAAUUACACGGAAGCGGGAAAAUGGCAGCGUUUAGAAUUCACGAGGAUCAAGAAAAUGCUGCGUUAGGCUUAAGAAAAGAUGCUGAUGUGUUCGCAGCCGCCACGCAGCGUCGCGCUCUCGGAGACCUCGGCCAGUUUGCCUGCCUACAGAAUAGAACAAAAAAACAUGCCGGAUUGACGAAUGUACCCAGCAAGGGUCAAGAUGAGAACAGAACGAUGCGUCAAAUAAAAAACGAGAAGAAUAUCGUUCCACCUGUAGCUCAGUUUCGCGCGUUUAGCGUUUACGAAGACAAGGACAAACCAUCAGAAAACGAAGUUAAGAAACGAGAACCCACGUUCAAGCCUUUCGUAGCUAAAGAGAUAAGAAAGGACAGCUUCUUUAUCAAUGCAGCAGAGAACGUCAAGGCACUAUGUGCACAGGUGGAAAAGAAGAAGGAACCGGAAGUCAAAAAAGAGGCUGAACCAAUUAAGCUUCCAUUAAAAGAACAGAAAGAAACAGAAGAAAAAGAGAAUGUUGUUGUGGAGUCACCUAUGUCAGUGGUUGACUCUAGCAUCCUGUCCAUGUCAAUCUCAAAGAAUGAAAGUCAGAUUGAUGCAGAUAACGAUGGGGACACCACUAAGGCCCAGACUGAUCGGGAGAUGUUCUUCCAUGUGGUGGAAUAUAGACAAGACAUCUAUGAUUACAUGAGAAGUAUUGAGGUAAAGAACAGAGCCAACCCACGCUACAUGCGUAAACAGCCAGAUAUUACAUACGUCAUGAGGUCUAUUCUCGUUGACUGGCUGGUGGAAGUAUGUGAUGAGUACGGACAACAAAGUGAGACCCUGCACUUGGCUGUGUCAUAUGUAGACCGGUUCCUGUCGUAUAUGAGUGUAGUACGCACCAAGCUGCAGCUUGUAGGCACUGCGGCAACUUAUAUUGCCUCGAAAUAUGAAGAGGUGUUUCCCCCAGAAGUGGCAGAGUUCGUCUACAUAACCGACGACACGUACACCAAGCGCGAGGUGCUGCGCAUGGAGCACCUCAUCCUCAAGGUGCUGUCCUUCGACCUGUCCACACCCACUGCGCUCGCCUUCCUCUCGCACUUCUGCAUAUCUAACGGAUACUCCAAGAAGAUAUUCCACAUGGCUGCUUACAUAGCCGAGCUGUCACUGCUGGAGGCGGAGCCCUACCUGCAGUACAAGCCGUCGAUGAUCGCGGCCGCCGCGCUCGUCACCGCGCGCCACUGCCUGCUGUGCGAGCGGCAGGACUGCUGCGACGGAGCCGCCACCAAGCAUUGUGCUGACGUCGCAUGGCCGGAGGAGCUGGCGACACACUCGGGCUACGCGCUGGCCGACCUGACGGCGUGCGCGCGCGAGCUGAGCCGCUCGCACGCGCACGCGCCGCACCAGCCCUACCAGUCCAUCAUCGACAAGUACAAGAACAACAAAUUCGACUGUGUGUCCACAAUCGAAGCCAAGCCAAUGUUCCCAGUAGCGAAGUACCAAGCGCCAGUGCCGACUCGACCGGCGCCGGCGAGCUAGUUUAACUGUGUCUUAGCCUAUGUUACACUAAACAAUUGUUUCCUAUUGGAUGGAGAUCUAAAUUUAUUGCAGACUGAUAAUACGGUAACUAAAAAGGCAUAAUGUAACUAAUAUAUAAAGGCAUAAUGUUUUUGUGUCUUACAGUCUGCAAGCUUUAGUAGUGGGACAAUAUUUUGUUUUAGAUUAAUGAACAUGCUAAUAAUAGAUCUUGUCCAAUUCAGAGAGGCCAAUGUUAAUUAACUAACUUUUUCCAGUUUGCUAUCUAUGGCAAUGUUUUUCCAUGAAUGUUCCUUGAACAAAUUUUGUUUUUUUUUAUUAUUUAUUUUGAUGCAUGCCCCGAGACAAUUUUAAUUUAUUAAAUAAAUAAGUUUCGAUAAAAACUGUUCCAAUUUAGUUUUUAUGUGGUAUAACCUUCCACAGAAGAAUUCCUGGAAUCCAAAUUAGAUCACAUAUAUUCCAAGGCUCUGAAUUCCAGCUGCUAAAAAGAAAUUUCAGAUUUUAGUAUUGUAAUCCUCAGACUCAUUUUGAUACAAAAUGAAAAUUAUACAGUGUAUUAAUGUGGUGUUCAAUUUUAGCAUUUAUUAAAAUUAAGAAUUCUGUGACAAUAUUCUGUAAUGUUUAUUAGAGAAGUCAUAUUUUUGUUAAAUAGUUUUAGAUGUAAUAACUGAGACUAAAAUAAGAAAUGCGUGCUUGCUUGGUGUUUUUAGGAUUUGAUAUAAAAACUAUUUAUAUAAUUUUCCGCGACUGUCUUCAUUGCUCUUCGAGUUCCCGCAGACUUUUCAUUGGGCGAUUUUGUUGGGUUGCUUUUAGUAGUCUUAUUGACUACGGAAAGUUGAAAGACUAGCAAACUUGAGAAAAACAGUAUUUUUGUGAUAUCGCUUGGUGUUUUAUAGAUUUUAUUUAAAAAGCAUUUUUUAAUGUUCCGCGACUGUCUACAUUGCUCUUAGAGUUGCCGCAGACCACAUCUUUUUUUUUAUUUUCUUGGGCUGCUUUUAGUAGUCUGAUUGACUACGGAAACUUAGACUACCAAACUUCGGGUAAACAGUACUUUUGUGAUAUAGCUUGGUGUUUUUAGAUUUCAUUUAAAAAGUAUUUUUUUAAUGUUUUGCGACUGUCUACAUUGCUCUUCUAGUUACCGCAGACAAUAAACUUUGUAUUGAUUUUGUUGGGUUGCUUUAAGUAGUCUGAUUGACUACGGAAAGUGAGACUAACAAACUUGAGGUAAAAAUUAUUUUUGUGAUAUUGAUGUUGAUGUGUUGACCUUUACAUUUAUUUUGCAAUUUCAUGUUGUGGCACCAACAAAAGUCAUCUAAAAGAAACAGGUCUGCGAUGUCUGUAAUUUGUAUUUAAGUUUUCAUUUUAUACGGAAGACCAAACUAUAUUAUAAUAAUUUACAAUUUUAUUUGACUGAUAAACAUAAUUUGCGUAUGUUAGUGUGUAGGGACUCUCAGAUCGCAUGGUAUAAUUUUUAGUAGAAUGCACAAAGUGUUUGACUAGGGUAAGCUAUGGAAGGUAGGUUAACAAAACACAUUAGGCAUAGUGGGUAUUUUUGGUUAUGUGCAACUUCACUAAUUGGGAGUUACUCCAGUUAUGUCGAUAGCGGAAAGAUCACGUAAAACAGGAUAUAUAUUACCUCCAAAAUUAUAAAUAUUUAAAAAAAAUCAGUUAAAACUUUACUUUUCACCGUUGUGUUCAAGUUUUCGUUUCGUCUUCCGUAUCUAUCAUUCUGGUAGCUGAAAAGUUGGGAACUGUUGUAAUUCGCUAUUUUGUAGUUAAUAAAGAUUAAUAAUUAUAAUCAAUAAAAUAAUUGUAAUUGUUUUGUGAUGCGAUUCUCUUGUGGACCAAUUAAUGAUAAUGGAUGAACUAGAUAUAGCAAAUACUAAAAAAUUUAAAAUACUUGUCAUGUUAUGGACCAAUUUGCUAGCUAAUUAUGAUAGUUUACAACGAUAAUUAAAAAAAUAAUAUUUUGUUAGAUAAGACAUAAUAUGGCGGUAGUUUAAAAUUAUUUGGUAACUGUUAGCGUAAUUAUUAUUAACUAGCGGACGCCCGCGACUUCGUCCGCGUGGAAAUCAAUAAACUUGCAAUCCCUAUUUCACCAUUUAAGGGGUGACUUGGGGUUGAAAGGACUUUCCAUACAAAUUUACAACCCUUAUUCCCCCCUCCCCCCUCUUCUCACUUUAUUUUCGCAAUAAAAAGUAUUCUAUAACCUCCGUAUUAUGGUCUUAAACGGUGCCAAGUUUCAUUUGAAUUCAUUCAGUAGUUUCAGCGUGAUGCCCGAAUAACAUAAAAACACGGACAGACAGACAAAAAAUCGAACAAAAAAUAUUUUUGGCUUCAGUAGCGAUUGUAUAAUGCCACCCAACAAAAAUUUUCAAAAUUAUCUUCAAUGACCAGAAUUGGACCUGCUACAGUUUUAUUAUAAGUAUAGAUUUUAAACGGAUGAACGAUACUGCACUUAGCAUCUAAAAGAGUAGGUAUUUUAUAGUGUGAUUUAGCGACAUUGACUAUGUAUGGCGUAAUGUUAAUUUUAAAAUACCAAUAAUUCUUAGCGUAUAUUUUCACGUUUGUUAGUAAAUUAUUAUUAUUUUUUUUGAGAUAUAAGGUAUGUUUUUAGGUUUGAUAAGUAGUUUUUAAUUUAAUUUAAUAUAAUAAAGUUCAUAUUUUUUUCUCAUACUAGUAAUAAUAUAAAAUUAUAAAAAUAA